This is a messenger RNA of Triplophysa rosa, 7994 nucleotides long. It is a transcript of the gene mslnb, whose product is annotated as mesothelin b. The transcript has 71 exons. Gene Ontology annotation, cellular component: cell surface. NCBI's taxonomy places the organism in Eukaryota, Metazoa, Chordata, Actinopteri, Cypriniformes, Nemacheilidae. Bases 85 to 7884 code for a protein of 2599 amino acids. Gene Ontology annotation, biological process: cell-matrix adhesion. The record is from RefSeq and is a predicted model, not a curated record.
CAGUCAUUCUUGUGUUUGAGAGAAACACACCUGACAGGUGAAUAUACAGAAUAUCUGAUGAUCGUCUGGCAGUAAAUUCUCCUCAUGGGAUCGUCUCAUCUAGUCCUGCUCAUCUUUGCAGGACUGAUGCAAUCGGGGCGUGUGCAUUCAGCAGUCCAGAAUCAAACCAGUGCAACCGGUGCUCAACAAUGCACUGAUAUGUCAAAUUCCAGCCAGAAGUUCUUGUUGUGUGCUGGCGUCCCGUCACAGCUUGAAGCGGAUCAUGUGCUGAAUCUGAAGGGACUCAUCAGUGCUGCUCUCGAUGUCUACACAUUCAUGCGCUCCAGCGCGUCGGGUGUCCCGCUCGUGGACAUGUCGGCAGGUGUGGGUGUGGAUGAAGGUCAUGUGAUAAGGGCGUGGCUGGACGUCAGACUCACCCCUCUGCUGUCGUCCAUCUCCAGAAACUUCCUCACGUGUCUCAGCAACAGAAACUUCAGCUGCAGCGCCUACCAGACUGUUGUGAGAGAGUUGAGUCAGCAUUUCUCCAGUCUGGAUCCAUUCAGACAGAAGUGGAUUUACUCUUUCUUCAUGUACCCGUUUCUCUCUAGAAACACAACCUCAGGUUGUGUAGAUGCAGAGGUCAGCAGUGAGGAGUGGCUCUUGAAGAACUUCGGCUCGUUCUCAGUCAUGGCUCAAGUGCGAGACUUCAGCUCCAUCAACAUGCUGUUCAGCGGAUUGGAGGUUUUGCACCUCCUGAGUCCGGAGCAGAAGGCCGAGCUUCUCCUUCAUCCGGAGGUUGUGGGUUUGAGCAACGGUUCUCUUAGUCUGGUCUUCCAAAGUUUACUCGCCUCUCUGAAGCCCUCAGAGAUACCAUCAGAUAACAGCACAUUGUUUUACAUGAGCAGCAUUCCAUCUACCUCAAUGCAGGACCCCCUCAAACAGGCGUUAAAUGGAUUCAUGACGGCGUUUAGACCUGUCGGGAGUUUUGUCCAUAACUUUGUGUCCCUAACACAGCAGCAAAACCUGAGCGGUAUGCGGAGCGCCACGCUAAUGCAGGCCAUGAUAAACCUCACGCUUGCCGAGAUCGCUGCUCCUUUCAAACACAAUUUGACUGGGGAGCUGCAGGACGCGUUUGACCCAACCGAUGUUCGCGACUGGUUCACUCAUGUGGUUUCUCCCAUACUCAGACGAUUCCUUCCCGCCGAUCAGGCGGAAAUCUCCUCCAACCUCACGGCGAUCUUCCAUAACCAGUUUUAUAUUGAGACAGGAAUGGCAUCUGGAGGUCAGAAUGAUAGUCAGCACGUCUGUAGCGUCAGUGUUGAUGACAGAACAUGUGCACUGACUGAUUUGGUGGAACAUGUGUCCACGAUCCUGCACUGUGCAGCCAGCUCAAACCUGACGCUCACAGAGGAGACGCUCCUGGAGGUUCUUCUGCAUCUCUCUCAGAAUCUCAACGCUCUACUGCAGCAGCUCUCCAUGACUAAUUUCAGUUCCCAGAACCCUGACUUCGGUGACAUGCUGAGUCAGAUAGCUGAUGAUACCUUCACGACUCAGAGUUUGCAGGACGAAGCUUUCGUCAGAUUGUGGUUCCAGGUCAAACUGAAGCCUCUUCUCUCCACACUGACUCCAGAAUAUCUCACGUGUCUCAGUUACAAAGAGUUCAGCUGUCAAACCUUCCAGCUACUUGUAUCAGAACUUAGCAACAACAUGUUCCUGAUGUCAUUAGAAGGACCACAGAAUGUUUAUCAGUAUUUUAUCUUCUCAUUCCUGAGCCAAAAGAAUGCUUCAGGUGGCUGUCCCGCUGAGAGCAGCAUCAUCUGGAUGACUCAAAAUCUUGCAGGAUUUUCACAGUUUGCCACAUUGAUAGAUAUUUACCACCUAAACCCAGACUUCAACGCUACCGAUGCUCUCACAGUUUUGUCCCCCCGUCAGACGGCUGAACUGAUAGUAGAAAAUCUGCCGGGUCUCCCCAAGAAAAGCGAGAUCAUAAAUGUAGUUUUCAGUUAUAUUCUAAUUUCUCCUGAAGAGCGUGGUCUGCUUGAGAUGCUGGAACACCUCAUCAUGCUCGCUGGACAGAGGGGUCUGGAGUGUUCAUCAUACCAGCAAAUUGUUCAGAGGCUGCAGGAGUCUUUGCUUCCUCAACACAUGAUGGAGCGGAUCCAAGAAAUAAUAGAGCAGAUGAAAGACAUGGCACCCUUUGACUGUUUUGCUCCGCCUAUUACGUGUAUUUCAACACAAGUCAAUGAAACCUCAGUUUGUUUUGGAGUUGACAGUUCUGAGGUGGUUGAUCUGAUGUCAUCUGGUGUCAUCAUGAGCGUCUCGUGUGAUAUCCGUGUGGAGCAGUACGCUUGUUCUCCAUUGAGCGGCUUCACUGCUGAGAAUCUGGCGGAUCUGCUGACGUGUCAUCUCUCCAGCAACAGCAGCACUUCCUCAAAAGAAAUCUGGAAACUUCUCUUCACCAAAACAAAUGAGAGUCUAGAUCAAGCGCUCACCAUCUUCUCCAGCACCACACAGAAUCUGUCUCAGCCAAUCAGAAGCGAGUCUCUGUCACUGGUGCUGGAUGUGAUCGCUGAGCUGAUGCUGGAGCGGUGGAGUGAUGACCAGUGGAACGAUGUUGUUUUCAUCAGCGCGAUGUUCGGUCAGAAUCUGAAGCUCUUUUUACCGUACGCGUCAUCGACUCUACUGAGCUGCGUCAGCGGCAAAAACCUCAGCUGUCAAACCUUCCAGCAACUUGCGCAGCAGUUCAAUCUUCAGUUUCAUCUGAUGAAUGAGACGCAGAGAAGAACGAUGGUGGACGUCUUCAUCUUACCCUUCCUCAGAAGAAACACCACAGACGGAGGCUGUGCGUUCACUUCUAACAACAACACCGAGUGGAUACUGAAGAACUUUGGCCAGUUUGUUGAGUUGGUGUCUCUCAGAGAUCUGCUCUCCAUCAAUCCACGCUUUGAUCCCUUGGAGACGCUGGUGUAUCUCUCUCCAGUGCAGAAGGUUGAUCUGAUGGUGGACGAUCUUCCUGAUCUUCCAGAGAAAACUGUGACCGUCAAUGAAGUCUUUGAUCAUCUGCUUGAGUCUCCUGUGGAGAGACGUCUUCCUGAAGUUCUCCAGCUGCUUUUUGCUUCCUCUAAAGUGAAUCCUCUGAGUUGUUUGUCGAACCAGAUCAUUUUCAGGAAACUCGAGCAGGUCUUGAGAACAUCAGCUGGUGAUUUGGAGUCGAUUAUCUGGAUGAGUCUUUAUAACUUUAACAGCACGGCACCUGCAGGUUGCUCAUUACUGCCAUCUGUGGAUGAGUGCCCGUUGAUUCCAUUCAAUGAGGCUCAUGUGUGCAGCGGUGUGGACAGCUCUUCGUUACAGCAGCAUCUGAACACUGCAGACGCAACAUCAACAUUCUGUGACUUCAGCGUUCAACAAUACGCAUGUACACCGAUGUUGAAUGUCAGUGUGGAGAAUCUGCUGUCUGUUCUGGAGUGUCAGUCGUCUGCUGAUGAUGUGAGUUCACCGGACAGCUGGAAACUCUUUCUGAUCCGUGUUUCACAUGUGCUGGAUUCUGCUCUCCACACGCUCUCUAACACGUCUAUGUGGUGGAGCGGCCAAUCAGGUUCUGUUAUUCUGGACGUGCUGCGAGAGCUGCGAUUGGACAGACUGACGGACGACGGCGUCAUUGCGUUGUGGUUUAGCGAGCGCCUCAGACCGUUCCUGCCGUUCGCUUCCAGAACUUUCCUGCAGUGUUUGAGCGGCACGAACUUCAGCUGUCAGAACUUCCAGAGAGUUGUGUCAGUGUUUGAUGCAGGAUUUCUUCACAUGAAUGAUCUUCAGCAGCACAUGACAGUGACAGAGUUCCUCGUCCCCAUCAUCCAGAGACAGACGACAGAGUCUGCGUGUGUGUCCAGUAACAGCUCUCUGUGGCUCAGCAGUAAUAUGGGACAGUUUUCUUCACUGCUGACUCUGGAUCAGCUCAUCUCUCUCAACCCACAACUCAAUCUGUUGGAGACGCUGGCGUAUCUGUCUCCGGUGCAGUUGGUCAGUCUGAUGGUGAAUGAUCUUCCUGGUGUUCCAGAGAAAGCGGUGGUCAUUGAUAAAGUGUUUGAGCACCUCAGUGUGCAUCCACAGAAGAUUCCUGACUUUCUACACAACCUGCUCGUCAUGUCAGAAACGAGCAACAUGUUGUGUGAUUCAUACAGAGCCAUUUUCCAUCGUCUGGAUCAUCUGCUCAUCGGUGUGUCCGUGAGUCUGGAGACGGUCAUUCUGAGGAAGAGAACGGCUCUGCUCGAGAGUGUUCCAGCGGGUUGUGUGAGUUACAGCGGUGAGUGUGACAUCACUCCAGUGAACGAAACGGCAGCGUGCAACAAUGUCAACAGCUCUGCUGUGUCGGUGUAUCUCAGCUCGUCUCCUGACCGCAGUCAGCUGUGUGAUUACAGCAUCACACGAUACUCAUGUGCACAGUUGACAGAUCUGAGCUCAGAGGACCUGGAGACGGUGUUGUCAUGUGGUUUCCGUGGUAACGACAGCGUGUCAGACGAGACGUGGAAACUUUUCGUGCAGAAGGUCAAUCCUGUGCUGGGACCUGCGCUUGACCAGCUCAGUGACACGAGGCUGAAUAAGUCCCGCCUCUCAGUGUCGUUCUUGAACAUGAUUGGUGAGGUGACUCUGAGCACGUUCAGCUCAUCCAGUCUGACAGAUGAUUCGUUCGUCCAGCGCUGGUUUAAUGGCAGGCUCCGCCCCUUUUUACCUCACUCCUCUGAAGCGUUUCUGUCCUGUCUCACCACCCGAGACUUCAGCUGUGACACCUUCAGGAUUGUGGUGAAGAGUUUCAGUCAGAGUUCUGACCUCAUGUCUGCUGACACACAAGAAAACGUUUACGUGGACUUCAUCAAAGUCUUCCUGUCGCUCAACAACACUGCAGGUUGUGUGACUGGAACUACGAACAGCUCUGAUUGGCUGAUCAGGAACUUUGGAGAUUUCCAUGUUUUCAGCACAAUCAGCAGCCUGCAGACGCUCAACCCGUCGUUCAGUGUGAUGGACACUUUGAGUCUGAUGAGUAUCAGACAGUUAGUGGAAGUUUCCAGCACACCCGGUCUACUGUCCACCAGCGCUGACGUCAACCAACUGCUGUCCAACAUCCCAACCAAUCAGCUCACAGAGUUCUACACACCUCUCUCUACAUCACUGCAGUCUCAGGGCGUGCCUCUGUCUCCUGCGGUGCGUGAAGAGUUUCUGCAGCAGGUGUUUGUCAGAGGGAAUCUCACGAGCGCAUCAGAUGCUGAUCUCCAGCGCUGGAUCCAGAACAUUCUGCCUCCGUUCAUAACCAACAUCAGCGUUCAACACGUCACGGCGUACUUCAGCGUCCUUCAGGGACGGCGCUGCUCCAUCAGCCAACAGGGGGUUCAGUUGUUGAACUCGUCCAGCUCCAGCUUCACACCUGCGACACAAGAUGAGAUCUAUCUUCAGAUCCUCAGCUCUCUUCAGGGAUCUGUCCCUCUGCGUUGCUAUGGUAACCAGAGUUAUCUCUCAUUCCUGCAAUCAUCCUUCAUGAGCUUCCAGUUCCCGAAUCUGAGCACGUUCCUGUGGCUGAUGCCGCCAGCCCACGUGCCCGAGCUGAUGUCAUCGAUGUCACCGGCAGAGAUCAGCAUCCUUCUCAACCGUCCCAACGCUGUUGAUGAUGUCACUAAAGUGUGCCAGCUUCUCUCCGUGUACCCGAAAACUCCUCAGUACUUACAGACGGAGCCGGUGGGGUCGGAGGUUUUGGCCCGGCAGGUGUUGUCUUGUGUGUGGCCUCUGGUUCUGAGGGUGGAGAACCGUUCUGAGGUGGAUCAGUGGUUUGAUCAGCGACUCGUCCGCUAUCUGCCCUUCCUCACCGCGCAGCUCAUCGCUCCAGACGUCAUGAGGAACGCCUCCUGUCUCUCCUUCAGCAAGUUUGUUUCUGUGAUGGGUAACUAUAACUACAGCGCAGUGGGGUUUUCUCCCAGAGAUAUCUACAGAAACAUUCAGAUCUAUCUGAACACCACAUCAACUCCCCAAUGUUAUGAUCCAUCUCAUUCUGAACUCAACUCCACCGCGUGGUUUGCCACCUACAUCAACACGUUCAUGAGCUUCAUCACUCUGGAUGAUCUGACGCUUCUCUACGGUUCCUCACAGCUUCAGCCCUUCACUGUGAACCUGGACAACCUGAAACUCUUUGAUCAGCUGAGUGUUCCUGAUAACGUCACCGAGUUCUACAUCACACUGCUCUUCCAGCAGGACCCGUCCUUCAGCGCCUACCAUCUUCCUGUGAAGUUCCGUUGUUUGGCACCGCCAAACUCCUUCAUUAAUUUGAGUAUGGAGCAGUUAAUGAUCGUCUCUCCCAGCAUCAAUCAAAACUGCACCAACAUCCAACCCGACGUGUCGGCAGCUCUGUCCAGUAACCCUCAGGUGUUGUCGGUGGAAAGCAUCACAGUUUUGGGUCAGUCGUGUAUUGGUUUGAGUACGGAUCAGCUCAGCAGCGCUGGUGGGCGUGUCCUGCUGGACACUCUGCCUGUGCUCAGCUCUGUGAUUGGCUGGAAUCGGGACCAGGCCAUGGCCAUCAUUGAAAGCCUGCUGUCGUCUGGACUUUACAAGAUCGACAGCGCCAGCAGUCUUCAGGCCAUCGGUUCACUCAUCGUCGGUGUUUCAUCAUCAAUGAUCGUGUCUAUCUCAGGAAAUGAGCUGCUCACGUCCAUUCAAUCAGCUUCCUUUCUGACUCACGUCACCUCUGCACCCGUCAUCGUCCAACAGACUAUCAUCAACCAGAUUAUCGCUGUCAACUCAUCUUCUGAUGUCAUAGUCACAAACGUUCCUGACGUCAUGGCAACGGAGAUCCCGCGCAUCCAUCUGGUCGAUCUGUCGCCUGCUGUGGUGCAAUCACUCAAUGUGAAGAAAUGGAAACACGAGCAGGCCUUUCUGCUGUUUGAAACAGUUGCAGCGAGCAUCAGUGACGCAGACACGAUCUCUUUUCAAGUGCUUCAGGGUUUCACGUGUACUCGAGUUCAGAGUUUUAACACAAUUCAGAUCAAUAAACUGAUUCGCGGCUGCCGGCGGCGUGGUAAUACCACCGUCAUCCUGCAGGAGUCGCAGUUGACGUGUAUGAAUUACUACAUUAAGAACAGCAAUCCAGACGCGUUCACUGAGUAUCCAGUUGAUGUUCUGCUCUAUUACGACUACUCUCUGGUUCAAUCUUCUCGAUGUCGCUCGUAUUUCUCUGCGCUGGGCAAUGCCAACUUCUCUGUGUUAUCCAGCACGCUGUCCUUCAAAAGACAAACACUCUUCAACAACGCCAGAGGCUGUCUGGGUGUGUCAGGGCUUUAUAUCAGUCGUGAGCAGCUGGAUGUUUUGGGAAGUAUGUGUUGUAUUCUGAGUGCUGACUACAUUCAGAACUCUGACCCGCACGUGCUGGAAAAACUCAAAGAGUGUCCGGAUUUAUCAGAACAACAGAUCUCUGCUGUAGAGACUCUACUGCUGUCCGGAAACACAUCAUACGGAUCUUCAGAGAGCUGGAACAGAAUGACUUUGGAGAAUCUGGGGAGUCUGCCUCUGUAUUUCACCUCCAACAUAUGGAGUAAAAUCACCAAGGAAGACAAGCAGAGGUUUCAGAAGGCAUUCAUUCGUGGCCUGAGGAAGAACAACAGAGUGUUCGAGAAUAACCUUUUAAAGAUGACCAAAGAAGCGAGCAAAAGCUCAAGAGUCAAAAGAGCCACCGAAUGUACAGUAGGACGGAUAACACAGGUCUUGGUUUACAGCGACUUGUUUCCAUUUGAUUAUGAUGCCACUCAGUUUGACGUCUGUUUGAGUGUUGAAACGCUGAAGGAGAAUCUGGAAGCCGUCACCGAUAAAGUUUACGAUCCUGCGCUUCAGAGAAUUAUCCUCAACAAACUCAACCAGGUGUAUCCUGACUGACUCUCUGAUGAGCUGCUGCAGGUCUUAGGCUCCACCUCCCGCUCGGCCACGCCCAGUGAGGUCACCAGAUGGAAUGUGACAAAGAUUGACACGCUGUCUUCUCUGAUGGA